Molecule: messenger RNA, 4494 nt
Organism: Strigops habroptila (Kakapo)
Lineage: Eukaryota; Metazoa; Chordata; Aves; Psittaciformes; Psittacidae
Gene: RAB4A
Product: RAB4A, member RAS oncogene family
Exons: 8
Coding region: 396-1052 (218 amino acids)
Biological process (GO): regulation of endocytosis; Rab protein signal transduction
Cellular component (GO): postsynaptic recycling endosome
Molecular function (GO): GTPase activity; GTP binding
Source: RefSeq, a predicted model, not a curated record
GCGGUGCCCAUGGGAAGCGGAGGGAAGCGCCUGAGUCGCACUUGGAGCCGCAAAGGGGUACAUUGGGGGUGAGGUCUCCCUUCCGAGCACAGCACGACCGAGCUCAACCCCACCUCAGCCUAGCCCCGCGCCUGCGCGGCAGGGCGCGGCUUGUGCCCCACCCCGCGGCCGGCGGAGGGCGAGGCGGGCCGGGCUCGCAUGCGCAGGUGCGGCCGUUGCUGCCGGGGCGGGGCUGAGCCGGGCCGGGCCGGGCUGGGCCGGGCCGGGCGCCGGUGGCUCGACCGCUUCCCUGCCGGCCCGACCGCUCGGCGCUGCCGGGCCGCGAGCCUCCGCCCGGCAGCAGCGGCCCCAGGCAGCAGGGGACAAGGAGGGUUCGGGGGCUCGCUGCUCCCGAUAUGUCGCAGUCUGCCAUGUCCGAGACCUACGAUUUCCUGUUUAAAUUCUUGGUCAUAGGAAAUGCUGGAACUGGAAAAUCCUGUUUACUACACCAAUUUAUUGAAAAGAAAUUCAAGGACGACUCAAAUCAUACUAUAGGAGUGGAAUUUGGUUCAAAGAUCAUAAAUGUUGGUGGUAAAUAUGUAAAACUGCAGAUAUGGGAUACAGCGGGGCAAGAGAGAUUCAGGUCCGUAACAAGGAGUUACUAUAGAGGAGCUGCAGGUGCUUUGCUUGUCUAUGAUAUAACCAGCCGGGAAACCUACAAUGCCCUUACUAAUUGGUUGACGGAUGCAAGAAUGUUAGCAAGUCAGAAUAUUGUGAUAAUACUGUGUGGAAACAAAAAGGAUCUUGAUGCAGAUCGUGAAGUUACUUUUUUAGAAGCAUCCCGGUUUGCACAAGAAAAUGAGCUGAUGUUCUUAGAAACGAGCGCGCUAACAGGGGAAAACGUUGAGGAGGCCUUUGUACAGUGUGCAAGAAAAAUACUCAAUAAAAUUGAAUCAGGAGAAUUGGAUCCAGAAAGAAUGGGCUCAGGAAUUCAGUAUGGAGAUGCUGCCUUGAGACAGUUGAGAUCACCACGUAGAGCACAAGCACAAAGUGCUCAAGAAUGUGGGUGUUAAAGAAACGAAACACAAAAUCCCAAAUACUUACUUUAGAUACAGAAGCUGUCCUUGCAAAUGGUGUUUGGAGAAGGUUAUGUGGUUUUAAAAAACAUCUUGCCACUAUGGACAGACAGAGCAGACUGCUGCUGACAGAACCGCGUGGUGUGGGGCAGGAACGUUCACGUGACAUACAAGUCUGCAAAGCAAACUUGAUAAUUUGGUGGACGAUAUUAAGACUCAUACCUGUAUGUAACCGUUUUCCAUUACCUAUUUUUGUUCUUUCACCUCUAGUUUAAAGCAUUGCUAUAUACUGUAAAUAAUGUAACAGUAAAUUUACGAAGCAUGGUAUACUUAUGUAUGCUGAUAGAAUGUUGCACUACAAGCAGUUUAAUAUUUUAUUUUUCUAUCAUAUAAACAGAUUUAACUGAGGUAGGCUUUGUCAUGUUUGUUUGUUGCACAAUAGUUUAUAUUUAUGACCUGAAUUAUAAAACCACUGGUACUGUCAGUGAGGGGUGGUGGUUUUAUUUUUUCCUACUCAGUUUGCCGCAUUCUAACAAGCUGUUGACAUGACUGAGUCUCAGCAUAUGGUUAGGACCCAUGAUUACAUUUACUACUAUAGUUGGAAAAGUCAUUUUUGUUGAUGUCCACAUAUCCUAUUUUAUCACAGUUCUUAAGUAACUUCUGAAGUGCUUUUAUCAAACUUCAGAAGUUUAGAAAAAAUACUUGUAAGUCUCUCAAAUGGCUGUUGACUGACUUGGAUCUUUUUUCGUGGUCCUGAUGUUUUGUGUAGCACUGGCAUCACAAAGGUGGAAUGUAUAUGUGAACAGAACUGUGCAUCUUCUGUGUGUGUUGUAAUUCCAGAGCAGGGGCAUGGGCUGAUGGAGAAUUAUCACAGCAGGAGUUUUCCUAACCUCUGACCACAACAGAGCAAUCCGCUGUGGAAAUACAAUCUCUGUUGAAUCAUACUUGGUGACGUACAAACUGAACCAAAAUGGGUGGUUCUGAAGUAUCUUGGAUGUAUGACAUUUAAAAUAUUAAUUUCUUUUACUUAAACAUUCAUGAAGUACAAUUAAGAACUUGGAAUUUUAAAAUUAGACUUUAAAAUUAGGAACUUAUGGUGUGUCUUGCUGGAGCUCUACCCUUGAACUUUGUGUGAGAGCACUGUAUGAAAUGCUGUCCACACUGCCCUCAGGAGACUCCUGUGAUGGAAGGUAAAAACCAAGCGUACCACUUACGUAGCUUUUUCUCCCUGUGGAACUCAUCAAGAAGAAUUUCAGCCUUGGUACUGAAUUUAUUUAUUUACUUUUUUCCCCUGUGUUAAAACACACAAUUCAGAUUUUCUUUCCUGCCUGUUUUGUUUUUUUUUUUUAUUGUGGGGAAGAGGUGUGGGGCAGGAGAUUAGCAAUCCUGUCCUCAUUGCUCAGCUGGAGACAGAAGAGACUUGCAAAGGGUCCAAGAGGGAGGGCUGUACCACAAGUAUUGCAUAUCAUUUUUACAGUGCCAUGACAACUGUUCAGGUAAGAGACCUGUGACUUUUGUUUUGCCAGAUAGGGAGCUGCAGAGCUAAGCUAGUAUUUUUGGAGGUAGCUGAAUUCAACCAAUUCAAGAGGGCACUUGCAGUGACAGAAAUUGCUAGUGACAUUUUUACUUAGUUUCUUGUAUAACUAGAAAUGGGAUGUCUCCUUGGAAGUGCAAGUUAACACAAAAUAAUUAAUUUGAUCAGAACCCAGUACUGAAAUGCCAGGGUCAAGCAUGUUUUAUUAUUGAUUUAUAUAUGAAUCUCUUCUGUUUAAGGGUUACUUGUCAAAUGUGUGUUUAAACCAGGAAACUGAAGUCGUGUUGUAAUUUAAAAGGCAGUUAAAGCACAAGAGCAAAGCAAGAAUGCUACACAGAGGUAUACCAUCUUUUAUGGAUUUUGGUUUGUGUUUAAAAUUAUUCCCUUUGUCCUGACAUUUUUGGUUCAAAUAGAUGCUUAUUUAAAAACUAUACACCUUAGGUCAUCUCUGUAUUAAAAGGAAUUAAGUUUGCUUUGAAUUUGAAAAGCCUACUUUUAGGUUUAAAAAGGGUGUUGGGUCCAAAGACUUCUAUGUUAUCUCUCUGUCUCCUAUGUUAUAGUUAGGAUUGGAUUUGUUAUAUAACUGGUAACAAUUAUUCCCAAGGAGUAUUCUCUCCCUGGCAGGAGUGUAUUUUUUGAAGCAGCUUAACUGUGCAUUUACAAGAACAUCAAAGAAUUCCAAAGAAACUUACCUGUCUUAAUCCUCACCCAAUAUAUUUUGGCUUCCAGUACUCAGAACUGGAAAUAGUUACCAAAAGCAAGUCCUCUGAAGUGAGUGUUGGAUAGAGUUGUCUCCUCCACCAAUCCAAAUGGCAGAUUAUUAACUGGGGUGUGUUGUGUUUCUGCCAGAGUUCUGGAAUGCUGGGAGUCUGUCCCCGCCUCAGCCUUACCACAGUCUAAUCAGGUUUCUUAGUACACUGACAAAAGUGAAAGCUGAGUACUUGCUUAUCAGCUGGGACACAGGACAACUGAAGUUAGCUGAAGGUCUCUCUCCUCUCACUGUUACAGUGGUUGAAGUGGUGUUGGCUGUUGAUCAAAACUUCUUUCCAUUAUUACAGUAGCAGUUGAAAAGAGUGGGGGACUGUUUCUUAAUCCUGUUGCUUUUAAAUAGAAAGUAUAAGCAUUUGGCUGGGAUUCUCUUAUACUUCCCUGCCCUUUUCCCUUUACAUAUGAGACUGGCCUCUUUUGUAUACUUGGUUCUUAUGGUUACUUCAGUCAAGUGUCUGGUUAAGAAGCAGUAAGCACAGUUUUAUUCUUUCUGUAACCAACUGUCUUAAGCUGUCCCCUUCCUACCUGGAAGGCAAGAAUAGUGUUGUUAUAAUGAGUUUUGACGUUUUUACCUUUUUUUUUCUCCUUAAUGUAUACUCUUACUAUAUACACAUUAACCUGGUUAAUGUGCGUGUUUUGUAGUAGCACAACUUUUUAUGCUGCAGAUCUCACUGAUGUUUUAAAAAUAAACUUUCUAAAAUGGCAACUCCUGAGGGAAAUACUGUUGGAAGUAAGAGCUCUCACCAGUGCAAGCUAUAUUGUUUACUAUUUCUCCUCUGAGGGGUUUUGCAUUUCUAAAACUAAACAUCAUGCCAAUAACAGCCCUGGAGUAGAUGUUUAAGCUUUAGCAUUAGAGUUUGCAAACCAAACCUAGCUCACCUAACUGUAAGGGAGAAAUAUGUUCAACUAUGAAUGGUUUUAGUGUAAAAUUCUUUCUUUACCAAAGCAAGAUGGCUUGGAGUUUUACAUGAAAUAAUACUAGGAUCUAUUGGAUGUGGAGCUUUAGCUGUUUAGACCUUUAAAGGAUUUAAAUGUCUUAUUAAAGCCUGUGUCUUGCCUUUUAAUGAGUUUGUUGGCCUACACUAUUUCAUUUAAUGCCUGUAUCUAGCCCCAAAUAAAGACUCUUUCUUGGUUUUC